AUGGAUUUUUGGUUAAAAGACGGAAUUGCCCCCGUCUCUCUCACUCUCUCUCUCCCGCGCGCGUCUCUCCCUCUCUCUGGUUUUCGCGACGGCUGGAACAGCCGGCCACGUUUUGGCCGGCCGUGCUCUCGUCCGGCCACCAAAGUCGACGGGGCCGGUACCAAAAUGACCGGGCCGCCGUCCUCUUCCUACCCCAGCCGGGUCUCACCGCCAGCCGCCGUGGUUUCGCCGGAAAACGAAGAGAAAAGCUCCGGUUUUGACAGAAAAUUCGCCGGCUUCGUUCUCCGUCGUCCGGCCGCCAUUUUUGGCGAUCAAGAUUAUCUGAUUCUCGAGUUAGGGUUCGGCCGGAUUUCGAGGAGAGAUUCCGGCCACUUCCGGUCAGAUUUUGGGGUACGUCCAAGAACAAAAGUGACUCCAAAUUAG
This is a messenger RNA of Prunus armeniaca (apricot), 423 nucleotides long. The record is from the annotation of a GenBank genome assembly. NCBI's taxonomy places the organism in Eukaryota, Viridiplantae, Streptophyta, Magnoliopsida, Rosales, Rosaceae.